GGGAGGUGUCGGUGCCGAGCCGGGGUGGGAUGGGGUCAGCUCUGGGGUCCCUGGAGCCCAAACCCGUCCGUGCUUCUGCGCACCCCCAUCAAAGGAGGCAAAACUGGGGGGAAGGUGAGGGAAGCGGGAGGAGCUGCGCGGCGACAGGAGCCUCGGGGCGGGCUGCUGGGUGUGUGCGGAGCGGGGCUGAGGAGAAAAACGGGACCGGUCCCGGUCCGGUCCCGGUGUCCCGGGAGAGCGCGCGCGGUGCAGGCUGGGAAUUGUAGUUCUGUGGAAUACAGCGCCCACCACGUGACCAGCGCCGGGCCAAUCGCAGCGGCUCCCGCGUCGCCGUGGCAACCGGCCGUAAACAAGAUGGCGGCGGGGGGUGAGUUUCCAGGCGAGGCCUGGCCGUGUCCCGGGCCUGGGAGCCCCUGCAAGGCACCCUCCGCUCCUGCUCCGGGGCACAGCACUGGGAGAGAACGCGGGGGGCAAAGCCCUGAGGGGUCUGGGGGUUCUGGGCCAGCAGCUUUUGGUGACACCCCCGGCCAGAGCCGUUCCUGUGGCUCCCCUCUCGCACACACAGCCAGGAGCCAAGGGGUUUCCACCCGAAAAGUCCUCCCUGCUGUGGCAGACCUGCAGCCCUGCUCACAGGUAUUUGUGCUUUCAGGUGCAGCUCACGCUGACGUGGAGCUCACGUCCUCCCUGGCAGAAAAAAUCUCUCUGUUGGAAGAAAAAGUAGAGAAACAAGCACAAGAAAUCCAGCUGAAGGACAGGAGGAUUGCUGAGCUGCAGGAGAAGAUAAAGACUCUUCAGGAAGGAGAAGAUGUUUCUGAGCCGUGCACCUCAGGAGAGCUGGAGGUGAGGUGCCUUCAGCUGCAGAGGCAGGUCUGGGAGAUGGAGCGGUUCCUGAGUGACUACGGUCUGCUUUGGGUUGGAGAGGCACGGCAGCAGCUGGAGGACACGGAAUCCACCCGGGAUGGAGAGGAGCUGCCAGCAGGGAGCCUCUGCAGGCCGGGUGAGGCCGUGCUUCGCAAGCAGCAGAUUGAUUUUGAUUUAAUCCUGGAGAACAUCAAGGAUUUGAACUCGCUGGUGGCAGAGGGCGUUUCUCAGAUCGAGCACACGGCCCGGGGGGCUCGUUUGAGGUGGCCAGAGCCCCUCCCUGUGACCCUGUACCGAAAUGGGAUCACCGUGGGACACGGAGCCUUCCGGCCCUACCAGCACCCAGCCACGCAGCAAUGCCUGCAGGACAUCAUGGAUGGUUAUUUCCCCUCCGAGCUGCAGCCUCGCUACCCCGACGGUGUCCCCUUGCAGGUCACUGACAGGAGGGACGUGGUGUUUCAGGAGCCAGACCUUCCCGGGAGCUUUCCUGGCCUUGGCCAGGUGGUGGGAACUUCAGAAUCCAGCAGAGUGCAGGAAACCUCCAAGAUCCCAGGUAAAAUCUUGAACCUGCCUGGAAAAUGCUGCUCCUUCUUGAGGAGGAGGAUUCUUAAACCUUGCCAGGGCAGUGCAGGUGGUCCCAAAGCCUCCGAGGAGCAGGCUGCCGAGGAGCUUUCCCAGCCCCUGAAGCACAGAGGGAGCGCGGGCAGCGCCCGAGGCGCGGCUGGAGCAGCAGCCCAGGGCUCUGAUGGGCAGCAGAGCAGCAGGGAAAUCCUGGUGGAAACACCUGGGCUGGCUGCCCUGGAGAGGUACAGGCACCUUCAGGCUGGGAGAGCACAGCAGCAGCUUGGGCUGCGGGUUGGUCUGGGUGCUCAGACACGGCCUCACUCACCUCCAGGACAUUCCCAAACACAAAACUCUGCCCUGCUCUGGUCACGGAGGCUCUGCCUGCUGCGUGGAGCUCCCUCCUGGGCUGACAGGGCUCUCUGGGCCAGGGUGAAGCCAGCUGAGCAGGCUGGAGCUCCUGAGCUCUGCACCCUGCGCGUCAGGUCCGAGAGCGGGGAGCAGACGUACGAGCUGAGGAUGCUGCUCACGGACACCAUCGGGGACCUGCGCCGGCACCUGGCCCACAUCAGGGGUGGAAACUCUGACUAUGAGAUCAUCAGCACCUUUCCCCAGAGGGUGUACACGGACAGCUCCAGGAGCCUGCAGGAAUGUGGGCUGGUCCCCAGGGCCUCCUUGCUGCUCCGAAGGAGAGACCCCCCCCAGCAGCAGGGCAGGGGGCUGCAACCAGCCUAAAGCUGCUCACCCCCAGCUCUGCACAGGGAGGGAGCUGCCUCUCACCUUACCCGACCUGCCCUAGCUGGGAAAAAGGGAGAGGUUUUCUUUCCAGAUUCAGUUUCACUGUGCCACUGCCUGGAUGGAGAAGAGCUGGGAGCAGCCUUUGGCAGAGGGGCCAGCCCAGUCCUGC
Messenger RNA from Onychostruthus taczanowskii (white-rumped snowfinch), 2329 nucleotides. It is a transcript of the gene UBXN11, whose product is annotated as UBX domain protein 11. NCBI's taxonomy places the organism in Eukaryota, Metazoa, Chordata, Aves, Passeriformes, Passeridae. The transcript has 11 exons. Gene Ontology annotation, biological process: proteasome-mediated ubiquitin-dependent protein catabolic process. Gene Ontology annotation, molecular function: ubiquitin binding. Bases 355 to 2157 code for a protein of 600 amino acids. The record is from RefSeq and is a predicted model, not a curated record.